Messenger RNA from Acanthamoeba castellanii str. Neff, 918 nucleotides. RefSeq lists its product as uncharacterized. Lineage: Eukaryota; Discosea; Longamoebia; Acanthamoebidae. The record is from RefSeq and is a predicted model, not a curated record. The transcript has a single exon. Bases 1 to 918 code for a protein of 305 amino acids.
AUGGAGGCGGACGAAUCGGUGUCGGAUCUCUUGCAGGCGCGAAGACAACACAAGGCGAACGCGGCGGCAAUGGCGGGAUUGAGCCUCGAUUCGCGGGUCGGAAAGCGAAUGGCGCCUCGCGGUGGUGGCGGGACGGAUCACAAGCAGCACCUGGGGAAGAGUCUCUCGCGAGGAAAAUCGCUCGAGAACGCAGAUGAGGGCGAAGAAUGGGAGGAGGAAACGGUAAACGACGAUGACUACUACGACGAAGUCGAGGAGUCCAAGCAGGUCGAAGCCGCUUCGCGCAUCUUCUACAAAUCUAAGAGCGUGGCCGAGCUUCUCGGCGUGCCCGUGAAGCCAAAAGCGGCAGAGUCUUCUUCUUCAUCUUCUUCAACGAGUAGCGACUCAUCUUCAUCUUCAUCUUCUGCGGGCAACGUGAGCCUCGCUACGUUGUCGCAGUCCUCCCAAGACAGCAUUGACACGUUGAAGACGACGACCGACCACGCCCACGAGGAGCGCCUCAACGAGCUCGUCAAGCGACGACAGGAGAUGGUGCGGCUCGAGGCCAAGCUCAAGGGGCUCGAGGAGGCCCUCGUCACUGAGCGCACCGAGCUGCGACGGCUCGAGAGCCAGCUGCCCCCGGCCGCCAACCGCUUCACCACGCUCAUCGCCACCAAGUCGUCGACGGCCCUGCUCCAGCUGCGCGACGAGCAGCUCGCCGCCAAGGCCGCCAAGGAGCAGCGGAAGACGGCGCGCGCCGAGAAGAAGAAGGCCAAGGAGGCCAAGCGCAAGGCCAGUGCCGCCGGCGGCAGCGACAGCUUCACCGCAACGCCGAGCAACGACACCACCGACACCAGCAGCAGCGGUGGUGAUGGCACCACCAACACCAAGGUGGGCGCGGUUCUUGUUGGUGACCUCCUGCGCAGCGGCGGGCGCUGA